Spodoptera littoralis (African cotton leafworm) is the source of this 1323-nucleotide messenger RNA. NCBI's taxonomy places the organism in Eukaryota, Metazoa, Arthropoda, Insecta, Lepidoptera, Noctuidae. The record is from the annotation of a GenBank genome assembly.
AUGUUGCAGCAGAUCCUGCGCGACAUGUGGGUGGACCCCGAGAUCCUGGCCGAGCUGGACGAGACGCAGAAGCAGACGCUCUUCUGCAAGAUGAGGGAGGAACAGGUCCGUCGCUGGCAACUCUGGGACGAGAAGGUCGGCGAGGAAGAUGAGAGACCAAAAUUCCAGAAGAAUGGCAAGAAGCAGGUGCAGUUCCUUACGGGAGAGGACGGAGAGCCAUGGGUGUGGGUGAUGGGAGAGCACCCUGACGACAAGUCAAUAGAGACGAUCCUGGCUGAGGAGGCUCGAGAGAAGGCGAUUGCGCAAGCGCGGCAGGAGGUACAGCAACUAAGAAAGUCCGUCGAGAAGGAACUCACGCAACUCAUCGAAUACAAACCGCUCGAUGAUUUAGAACAGAAAUUCGAUCUAUCCCCGAAAACGAUAGACCCGUUAGAAGACACGUUGGAGAUAUACUGCACAGUGGACGAGCUGCGACAGAGGAUCGAGGCGCUGGAGCCUGAUGUCAAGCUGGAGCAGGACGAUCUGGACAAACCUGACUUCAAUGACGCCUUGAAACUCGGUCUCAAUAAGAACACGCUUCACUUUAAUUUUAUCGAGGGCAAGAGAGAUGUACUGCAGGACAUGGGUGUGGGAGCUGGUGGCGAUGGUGUCAGUGUGCUCGUGGCAGCCUGGGAGAGGCGUGUAGCGGCUGCCAGGGCCGGAGACAUACUGCGGGGAAUCAGGGCCAAGCGAGCCCGGGCCAUGAGGCUGGCACACCAUGCCGCCCAGACACAUGAUGCAGCUUGGCGCGACCAGGAGCGUAAAGCAAAGGAAGCAGAAGCAAGUAUGCGAGAAAUAGCGCGCGCAGCCAGAGAGGCGCACCGGCGGAGUGCACACAUUGAAGCACCGCCAGACACAACACAAGCGGGCAAACCACCCAACAGGGAAGCAGUACUGGAGUGGUUCCAGACACACGAACUGAAGAGAGGUGUUGGAUUUGACGAGAACAAUGAACCAGUUGAUUGGUUCCACGGUCUGAUCAGCCGGUCGGAGGCAGAAGCAGCUCUAUCAGGUUGUCCAGCAGGGAGCUUCCUAGUGCGUGUGUCGGAGCGAGUGUGGGGCUACGCGGUGACAUACCGCGACACUGCGCGCUGCAAGCACUACCUCGUCGAGGCGGCGCGCGCGUACAGGCUGCUGCCUACUGGACAAGUCGCGCAUGAUACGCUUGCUGAUCUCAUAAACUACCACAAGACGGUUCCGAUCACUGAGAGCGGUGGCGAGCUCCUGAUCACCGCGUGUCCGCCGCAACAGACGCCCGACAUAUUGACCGCCCCGCCAUCUUGA